AUUUGUUGCUGGAGAAAUUGGAAUCGGUUGUCAUGGUAAUAUAUUUUCGCGCAUGAUCAGCAAGCUGACAGCCAUCACCGUCUGCACUCUUAAACACUGAUGAGUCUGUGGCUUUUCUUCUAGAUUACAUCAUUAAAUGUUCAUUAUGAAAUUCCAGUUCUUUGAGGAUUAAUGGUUCAUACAUACACUUCAAUACCGUGACCCAUUGACCAGUGAUGUAGCGAAGAUGAGACUGCGAGAACCUGCCAUAUGUGUACUUACUAUACUCACAGGGCUGGUACUUUGUUCUUACAGUGCAAAUGCCAUUGGAUGUUUUGUUUGUACCUCACUCAACAGAGGAAACACAGGUUGUGAAGACACUUUCAAUAAUACAGGAAAAUACUACAGAUCCGAGUGUAAAGCCAGCCGAGACGGGCGAAUGGGAAUGUUUCCAGCUACACAGUGUAUAAAGAUGGUGGCAGAAGACACUGAUGCUGGUUUUUCUUUGAUUGUGCGAGACUGUGUUGUGGACAAUGGAGGUACAACUUCAGAAACAGAGAUUGGGAGACAGAGCCACUGUGGCUGGAUGAAGGUCAUUAAGUACAAUGGACGUCGCAUGAGUGGCUGUAUUCUAAGUUGUGGGCAAGAUGGCUGUAACAUGGCUAGUUGGAGCAGAAACAUGUCAGUUGUUACUGUUAUGCUGGUUUUCAUAAUAACCAAAACACUGUGCUAGUCUGGAGUAAAACAUGUAUAUACAUAAAAUCAGGGGAAAUUCAUCAAUAUCAUUGUAAGCCUCCAUCCAAUUUGUACUAAAUGAAUCCAUCUCAACAAAUAUUAGAUGAUUCAUUAAAUUUUUUCCUGGACAUAAAAAUAUGAAUAUUAGAAAAACACUUCUGGUAUUAAUGGUUUUGUUUUGGGAAAUGAUAUCGAUUCCUUAAAUGAGGUAUUUUGUAUCCAAUGAAUGAUUGCUAUACCACUAUAACUACUAUAUGUAAAUAUGGUUACACAAUCUUCAUAAAGUAUUAAUACUGUUUAAUAAAAUUGUAAAGAGGAGCUCAUUGACUGGAUUUAUAUCUGAGUAUCAAAAACUUGCAGUUUUUAAUAUAGGUUUAUGAAAAACUAUUUUUCUGAACCUGUUUAAAGAUCUUAAAGCAGAUAUGUGCCAAAUAGUUUUGAAAUGAAUGUUUCAAAUAGACCAUUUAUACUUUUAGAAAAUGUUAUUUUGUAACCAAAGUUAUAUGUUGGAGAAAAAUCUUAAUUAGUAAUUAUUAAAUUUUUAUGUACCUAUAUUAAUAAAUAUGAUUUUAAAUUGUAUUCAUAAUUUGAUUACAAAACUGAUUUUAUUUAUUUUCCUGCUCUGAUAUGACUAUUUAAUAGGACUAUAAUAUUAUUACGUAAUAUUUUUUUUACUAUGUUAUGUGCAUCAAUUUGCAUGAACACUGUAAAAGUUGAUAUGUUCUAGAUUGCCAGUGAUCUUCAAUUGCAGGAGUAUUUGCCCCUCUUUGCAUACAUAUUUUUGCAAAACAAUGAAUGAAAAUGUUGCUUGUUCACUGUUUUUAGAUAUUGAACUGCAGCUUUAGGAUUGUGUAUAUAUAUUGAAUGUUCAAAUGUAAUUUUUGGAUUUAUUGUAAUGUCAACAUCAUCUGUGUUAUCUUGUCUAAUUGUUUUGGUAUUGAAGUUAUCCUGAUGUGUUUUAAGAUCUUUUUGUAUGAAAACAUUAUAAAAAUGAGGAAUAUAUAUAAAUGUUUUUUUUUAAUUAAUUUACCUGCAUUUCUUGAUUUUCAAUACAUCCAAAUACAACAAGAUACACUAUUCAUAACUUUAAUUCGUAUUUUUUUUUCCUAUGAAAUAUAGAAAUUGACAUUAUUGUGUGAUGAGCAAUGUGAUAAAUAAAAACAUGAUUUAAAACCUUUAAAUCACUGAGUUAGAUAAAUAUAUAUUUUCACACAAUAUAAAAAGCUGACAAGUGUGGCUCAAACCAAUUCUGUGUAAAACUGGAAAUUCAUUGUCAUUGAUAAUGUUUUCAACAAAACAACAAAUAAACAAAGAAAAUACAAGUGUAA
This is a messenger RNA of Saccostrea echinata, 2042 nucleotides long. RefSeq lists its product as uncharacterized. Bases 227 to 712 code for a protein of 161 amino acids. The record is from RefSeq and is a predicted model, not a curated record. The transcript is spliced from 4 exons. Lineage: Eukaryota; Metazoa; Mollusca; Bivalvia; Ostreida; Ostreidae.